GAUUUUUCUGAUUAGAACUUUGAAUUUGACAUUUUAGCAAACAAAAUAAUAACAAAGUGUUUGUUGACUUGUUGAGAAAAUUAAGAUUAGAAUAAAUACCUGUUUUAUCAAGUUUAAGCUGUUGUAAAGUUGUGUUAUACACAUACACAGUUUGUGGCAGUAAGCUAUUUCUGCAUUGCCAUCUCUAUAUCAGAUUAUGACACCCCUGAAAAAAGAAACGAGAAGGAUCCAUCGAUAUUGUAAUGAAGAUUUACAACAGGCUCUCAUCGACAUACGCAAGAAAGGAAGAGGAGUGAGAGAGACGUGCCGGAAAUAUGGCAUACCGCGAACUACUGUACAAGAUCGGCUGAGUGGCAAGAUGUGUGACGACAUGAAACAGAAGGGACCUGAUCCCAUACUAGGAAUAGAAGGCGAAAAGCGGGUCGAAGAUUGGCUUUUAAAUAUCACUAGGCGUGGCUUCCCAAUCAAAAAACAAGAUCUGCUAGAAACUGUCCAAAAAAUAAUGAAAGUCCACAAGAUUAAAAAUCCUUUUAAAAACGAUUGUCCAGGAAAGUCAUGGUACCUUAAAUUUUUAAAGCGACAUCCUCACAUAGCCUUGUGUAGAGUCGAGGGGAUCAACAAAGCGAAGGCGCCCGUCACUGAACAAUCUAUAAGAACAUGGUUCGAUGAAUUGGAAACCUUCUUGGCUGAAAGUAAUAAUCAAGGUAUUUUAGAAUGCCCAGAACGCAUUUUUAAUGGAGACGAAUGUGGUUUUUCUUUGUGUCCUAAAAGCGGUGACGUUUUAUUACCGCGAAGAUUUCGAAAUCCACGUAAAGUUAAGCCGGGCAACGAAAAAAAUAUUUUAACAAUAUUCGUCACGGUUAACGCUAACGCGCAGGUGUCUCCUCCGCUUGUUGUUUUACCUCAUGUGCGCCCUCCACGAGCUGUUGUGGACAGCCUGCCUGAACAUUGGUGUCUUGGGAAGUCGGACAGUGGAGUCACGAGGUCCGAUGUAUUUUUUGAAUAUAUCACUAACGAUUUUAUUAAUUGGGUGGACCGCAACUGUAUACAAAAGCCAAUAUUGCUGCUGCUGGAUAGUCAUAGGUCGCACAUGUCACUACACCUGAGUACUAUCUGCGAACAGAACGGUAUAAUUUUGUAUGCUACUCCACCAAACACUAGCCACACGCUUCAACCAGUAAAUGUAAGUGUUUUUGAGCCAAUGAAAUCAUCUUGGCCAUCGGUAGUAGGAAACUUUUUAUCGAAACCUGAAAAUGUAAACUCGCGCUUAAACAAAACAAAAUUUUGUCAAAUGUUUCGAGACAUUCUCGAGGAUCCAAGUAUGGACGCUACUAUUAAAAACGGAUUUAGACAAUGCGGGCUUUUCCCAUUUAACCAAGAUGCUGUUGAUUACACCAAAUGUGACCAGAAAACUACUUAUGUAUAUGUUAGCAAUUAUUUACAAAACUCCCUGAAAAAUGAGAGCAAUGACCCCUUAUCCACUUCUGAAGAUAUAACUAAUGGGGAUAUUGUAUCUACAAGAAAAGUAAUAAAUUGUCUAAGAGCAAAAUUAAAUGAAAAACGGAUUGAUGUUGACGUUAUUUUAGAAGAAUUGCGAGAAUUAGAAACACAAAUUAAUAAACAAAAUAAUAAUUCUGAAAUGGAAUCAGAUAGGUUAGUGGAUUAUUCAUCUACUAUCAAAAUGGAUAUAGAAUUAUACGAUUGGCAUCAAGACAUCGAAAUAAAACAAUGCAAGACUGAAUAAUUGUUGUUCCGUGUAAUAGUAAAUAGUUCCUGUUAUUGGGAAAUACUUCUCCAGAGUAGCUACUCUAAGUAGUAAGUAGCUACUUACCUACCUAAUUAACGAACAA
Messenger RNA from Spodoptera frugiperda (fall armyworm), 1850 nucleotides. RefSeq lists its product as uncharacterized. The record is from RefSeq and is a predicted model, not a curated record. The coding region runs from base 197 to 1744 and encodes 515 amino acids. Gene Ontology annotation, molecular function: DNA binding. The transcript has 3 exons. Gene Ontology annotation, cellular component: nucleus. Lineage: Eukaryota; Metazoa; Arthropoda; Insecta; Lepidoptera; Noctuidae.